Molecule: messenger RNA, 789 nt
Organism: Guyanagaster necrorhizus
Lineage: Eukaryota; Fungi; Basidiomycota; Agaricomycetes; Agaricales; Physalacriaceae
Exons: 3
Coding region: 70-648 (192 amino acids)
Source: RefSeq, a predicted model, not a curated record
UGGAAAUACCUUAUUAUCUGGUGGUCCUAUUAACAUGAAGGCGAUACUCAGAGAGGCCCACUCGUCACGAUGCUAUUGUCGCUCUCACCCUACCGGAUACAAAAAGCAAUCCUUCUUUAUGAUAGCUCUACCCACGUACAAUGGUGCCAAGAAUCAUUAUUUAAGACGGAGCGCCAGUGCGCAAAGACGCAAUCACACACCAAGAGAAUGGAACACAUAUCACGCAAUCCUCCAGUUCGUGUUCGUCAAGACCUCUCCUCAGUCGUCGCCGUCCCAUCACAUCAGUUCUAUCGCCCGGCGACUGGGAAGGAUCGACACAGUCGCAUCGAGCGGUACCAGCUCGAAACCCAUCUUCUCACUGCUCAAAUUGAUACUCUGCAAUCUCACGUCACGGCCUACAUCAACGACCAACCUCCUAACGACCUAAACUACACCCCUAACCCACUUUCUAUUAUCGCGGCCCGACACAGUAGCCAACGAGACGAGAUGAAGUCCUCACGGGACCUCGCAAAAGAGGUUCGGAAACUGAGGAUGAGAAGGGAAGAACUCUUAGCUGCGAGGGAACGGAUGAAGACUGAAUACGAAGAACGUCAACUCUCAAGGCGAAUCAGAUAUUCACCUUCUCGCAUGGACAGAGUUCCUCGGUGAUCAAGCAAUUCCACAUCGUCACGUAUUGGCGUAGCUAUUUUCACCCAAAAUUUUCCCUUGCAAAUUUGCGUCACAGGUGUUGUGACUGGGUAUAUACCAGCAUGUACGGAUAUGUAAUGCAUGCCAGCUUAUGGACCUAUG